Messenger RNA from Acipenser ruthenus (sterlet), 1995 nucleotides. Its product is annotated as glycine N-acyltransferase-like protein 3. Gene Ontology annotation, molecular function: glycine N-acyltransferase activity. The transcript has 5 exons. The coding region runs from base 818 to 1657 and encodes 279 amino acids. Gene Ontology annotation, cellular component: mitochondrion. NCBI's taxonomy places the organism in Eukaryota, Metazoa, Chordata, Actinopteri, Acipenseriformes, Acipenseridae. The record is from RefSeq and is a predicted model, not a curated record.
UCUUAUCCCUGGGCUCUUAACCUACAAAGUUGUGAUGUCUGUGCUUGAUUAAGCAGCUUGAGCUUUCUAUGCCGUCACACAUGGCUUUGCAUUGUGUGCAACUAUUCAGCAACAAUCAUGAGAAAAGAGAAGGAUCUCAAUGACCUCACAAGGGGCAUGAUAGUGGCCACAUGACCAAAGUAUCCAUCAGGACAGUCCCAGGUGUUCCUUGAAUGGCAGCAUUUGCAGAAAGCCACCAUCAGAAAGAAAGCACGACUCCAGUUGCAAGCAGGUCAUGACGGAUCAAGUGUGUGUACGUGUGCAACACAUUGUGACAAGCAACAGACGCCUCGUCCUAACACGAACAGAAAGAAGUGUGCUACACAUAUUGUAUGCGAUGUGGUUUAUGCAUGCACACUACCCUGGCAUAAAAUGUAUUUUAUGCUCGGAGCAGUAACUCCGCACCACUCAGAAUAAAGAAAAUAACAUUUGAAACUUGUUACCCUUUUGAUGAUAUGUAACAAAAAGUAAAUUUUCAUUCAGCAUUUUAAACAUACUGGACGUGGUUUGCUAAGUUUUCAGCUCACAAAGCUUGAGCUAUUUAAAUAUAUAUAUUUUUUAACUUUUCAAUGAAUUAAGAGUUUUGCACUUAUGUAACCCCAGGUGUUAUUUUCAUACUGUUUUCAAGGAGGAUCAACUGGAUGAUUCAGUUUUAUUAGUUACAUCAUAUUUUACAUUUUAAAUACAUUUGCAUGACCUGCGUGUCUAGUGUGCACGAAGCCCUAUAAAGAUUAACAUCCGCAUCCUUAGUCCAGACUCUGUCCACCUCUCAGCCGCUAUGAUUCUUUUGCAAUCAUCCCGAAAACUAUCUGCUUUGAAAGAUAUCCUUCUUCAACAGCUGCCACACUCAAUCGUGGUUUACGGGGCUGUUGCUCAAAUUCGCCAUGGUAACGCAUGUAAUCUUGAGGUGUGCGUGGAUUCUUGGCCUGCCUUCAAAACUGUAGUCUGUCGACGUCAAAGAAAGGCCAUACAAGAUCCUCAUAAUCCAUUUUCUAAUCUAUACACACUGUUCACCAAGGAUGUGGCCAGUCUGAGGACAAUGCUGAAGGACAAGACAGUAAUCAACUGGAAGCAACCCUGUCAUUUCCUAGCUUUUCCAAGCUCUCUCUUUGAUGCCGUCCAGGGAGAAAAACAGAAAAUAGAUCAUAUGAUUGAUCCCAGUUGCAUUUUAAUUCAUCAUGAUCCACAAAGUCUUCCAGAUGUGAGGACUGACGUGGCGCCAAGAAUAUCGAGCCUUAGAGUUACUCACGCUGAGAUAGUGAACCGAAGUGUGAAAUAUGGCGGUAGUGAACACAGCCUUAAUUAUAUAAAGACCUGCAUCCAGAACCUUCCAAGUUGCUGUAUCCUGGAUGAUAAUGGCAGCCCCAUCUCCUGGGCUCUGCUUGAUGAAAGCUGUGCCAUUCGAAUGGUAUUCACAUUACCUGAGUAUCGUAGGGUCGGUUACAUGAAGGUGGUCCUUGCUACACUUGCAAGGAAAGUACACAUGAUGGGCUUUCCAGUCCACCUCAGUGUUGAAGAAAAUAACACAGCCUCAUUACAUGCAUGUAAGAGUAUGGGCUUCACAUUAUAUCCAGAUUUAUAUUUAACGUUUAAACUAAUUCCAAGUAGUUUACCCUGAAGCAGUGCUGUGCAAGACAAUAUAAGAAGAUAUUGGAAAACAACAUUUUAUGUGUUUAAGUGAAUGUAACUUUUUUUUGGCAGAAUUGUUUAAAUGUACUGCAACAUGUGCACAUGCAUUACAAUCCAAUAAAGACAGUUUAGAGAUACAACUUGUUCCAUUAUUUAUGUUGCUAAAGAAUUUAUUUAAUAAAAGCCAGUGUGGGUGUGGGAAGCUAACAAAUGCUAUGUCAAAUAAAACAAAACAGUACGGAGUUAAUUCAGGAUAAGAAAAAAACGACAUUAUGAAACAAACAAAAACAAAGUAACUUGUCAGUGACUAAAUAUUUUACGGUAAAG